AUGGGUCUCUUCAAGAAAUCCGAUGGCGACGACGAUUCUAACCGCCGAGCACUCUUUGGUUCCCGAAAGAAGGACAAGAGCCCCUCCACCCCCUCGAAUCCUUACGCCCAGCCGAUUCCGAUAGACCCAUACACAAAGGCCAAGAUUGGUGCCGGUGUCGCCCCUUUACCUUCCGACCACCCAGCUGCCAACGGAGGCCCCGCAUCGCAGAGCCCCCACGCCAUCCCCUCCGACAACAAGUACGCCCCGAACAAAUACGGAAACCAAGGCGGCUACGGAAGUGACCGAUUCGGCGGAUCCGGCGCAGGCGCCGGCUCACCAGCCUCGGGCUCAAACUCGCGAUACGGAAAUGGUGGCUACGGAGGUCUAGGCGGCGGCGAUCCCAAUGACCCCGCAGCAUCAGACUCUGCUCGCAACGAGCUGUUUGGCGGUGCCAGUAACCGGAAUAACUCAGGAGGCCCAGCACCCCCACCAUACUCCGAGGGUUCAAACGGCCAGAACAGCCAGAAUGGCCAGGAUGGUCAGGGACAGACUAACUACGGUGGUGGCAGCAACGAGUACAGCAUGGCGACCUUCCAGGACCGACAGCUGACCGCGGAGGAAGAGGAAGAGGAGGAGGUGCAGGCGACCAAGAACGAGAUGCGCUUCGUCAAGCAGGGCGAUGUGGCGUCGACACGAAACGCACUCCGAGCUGCUGCCCAGGCUGAAGAGACGGGCCGCGCCACCUUGGCCCGACUCGGCGCACAGGGCGAGUCAAUCCACGACACUGAGAAGAGCCUCGACAUGACCGCCGUUGAAGGCCGUAUUGCAGAGGACAAGGCGAAGGAACUCAGGACCCUCAAUAAGAGCAUGUUCGCCGUGCACGUGGCGAACCCGUUCACGGCCUCACGGCGCCGUCGCGAGCGUGAUGAGAAGGUCCUCAAUACCCACCGGGACGACCGUGAUGUUCGCGAAGGCACACGGUCCGAGGCACACUUGACCAACCAGCGUAUGGAGCGGGUGUUCCGUGAUAUCGAUCGUGAUGCGGCGAAGCAAGGCAAGGGCAAGAAGGCGAGUGUCACUGAGCGUGCCAAGUACCAGUUUGAGGCGGAUAGCGAGGACGAGGCGAUGGAGGACGAGAUCGAGCAGAACUUGGAUCUGCUUAGUGGUGCUACUGGCCGUUUACACGGUCUCGCCAAGGCUACUGGCAAGGAGCUCGACGAGCAGAACAGGCAUCUGGAGCGUAUCAUGGGCAAGAGCGACUACGUCGACGAUCAAAUCGCCAUGAACCGGGCCAAGCUGGACCGGAUUCACUAG
Molecule: messenger RNA, 1296 nt
Organism: Penicillium paradoxum
Lineage: Eukaryota; Fungi; Ascomycota; Eurotiomycetes; Eurotiales; Aspergillaceae
Product: putative plasma membrane SNARE protein (Sec9)
Exons: 2
Coding region: 1-1296 (431 amino acids)
Biological process (GO): exocytosis; vesicle fusion
Cellular component (GO): plasma membrane; SNARE complex
Molecular function (GO): syntaxin binding; SNAP receptor activity
Source: RefSeq, a predicted model, not a curated record